GAUCUAUAUAAGAGAGCCUCAUGCUUCCUUUAUUCAUCCAUUUCAUUAUUAAAAAUUCCUUUAGAAUAUCUGUCUGUGAAAAAUGGCACUCUACUCCAUGCGUUUCUUUGCUACUAUAUUACUUCUAGCAAUGCUUCUAAUGGCCACUGAGAUGGGACCAAUGAGAAUUGCAGACGCAAAAACUUGUGAUACACUGAGUGAAAAUUUCAAGGGAAUAUGUUUCAGCAGUACGAAUUGUGCUACCACCUGUCAGAACGAAGACGAAGAAUAUACUGGUGGCCAUUGCCGUGGACUUCAUCGUCGUUGUUUUUGCACUACAGAAUGUGAAUUAUGAGUAUAAUUUAUGAUAUGUACUAAAGAACAAGUUUGAGAGAAUUAAUGUACUCUUGGAUAAA
Molecule: messenger RNA, 395 nt
Organism: Capsicum annuum
Lineage: Eukaryota; Viridiplantae; Streptophyta; Magnoliopsida; Solanales; Solanaceae
Product: defensin-like protein P322
Exons: 2
Coding region: 83-334 (83 amino acids)
Biological process (GO): defense response
Source: RefSeq, a predicted model, not a curated record